CGAAACAGUACGGUCUUAGGCUUUGUCACACGCGCAGUUUAAAAGUGAUUCACUCGCACAUACUGUGGUACUUAUUUAUGCGGGUCUUAUCUAUUUAUAAGUGGAAAAUUAUACAGAAAAAUUAAAUGUAAACCAAUUUUUAUUACGCAUUUAUAAUGUGGCUGAAAUUAUCAACUGGCUUAAAAGAAUGUGUUAUAUUUACUCAAAACUAAGUUAAACUAAGUUGCGGGUGUAUCUAAUGACUUAUUCACGAUGCGGUUCAACCUUCAUCCCAAGCGACUUGUUGGUCGCGUGUUCCCGAUAGUGGAGUGGGCGAGGACAUACGACCUGCGGACAGGGAUCGGUGAUCUGAUAGCAGGAGUCACUGUAGCACUAACACUAGUACCUCAGUCGAUAGCGUACGCCGCACUCGCGGGCUACGAGCCACAGUAUGGCCUGUAUGCUUCCCUCACCGGGGGGUUCGUAUACGCCGUGAUGGGCACAGUGCCUCAGAUCAACAUCGGACCCACCGCGUUACUCUCUCUACUUACAUUCACUUAUACCAACGGGACGAGCCCCGACUUUGCUGUACUUCUGUGCUUCAUUGGUGGAGUUGUACAACUCAUAGCUGGUGUAGCACAAUUAGGGUUUCUGGUGGAAUAUGUUUCUACGCCAGUGGUGUCUGGGUUCACAUCAGCGGCAGCUCUGACGAUCGCGUCAUCACAAAUCAAAUCACUCCUGGGCUUGCAGUAUGAAGCGGAGAGCUUCAUGACCAGCUGGAGUGGCCUCGUACACAACAUAGUGGACACAAAGUUACACGACGCCUUGCUUGGACUUGUCUGCUGUAUUGUCCUGAUGGGCAUGAAAGCCAUUAAAGAAAUUCGAAUAAGAAAGUCAGAUGAAGAACAAAAGAGUCGCAGUAAAGUGAUCUUACAGCGCAGCCUGUGGUUCGCAGGUGUGUCUCGGAACGCGUUCGUUGUGGUUCUAGCGUCUGUGGUGGCCUUUACAUUACAACAAGACGAACGAAAUCCAUUUAUUCUGACAGGUCACAUCACUCCCGGGCUGCCUCGACCCCAAGUCCCUCCUUUCCACUCCACCGUGUUGAACGCGACCAUCAGUGCUGGUGGAAUGUUCUCGAAGCUUGGCUCUGGCCUGCUCAUCGUGCCGUUAGUGGGGGUCAUCUCUAAUGUUGCAAUCGCUAAAGCGUUUUCGCAAGGAAAGACGUUGGACGCCACUCAAGAGAUUAUAUCUCUGGGUAUAUGUAACAUAGUGGGAUCUUUCUUCCGAUCGUUCCCAGUCAACGGCUCCUUCACCCGCAGUGCUGUUAGCGAUGCUUCCGGAGUGAGAACCCCGGCAGCUGGCUUUUAUACAAGUUUGAUAGUGUUAUUCACACUAUGGCUGUUAACUCCGUAUUUCUACUUCAUACCAAGAGCUGCCUUAGCUGCGGUGAUUGUCUGUGCCGUGCUGCAUAUGGUGGAUAUAGAUAUUGUGAUCAAGUUGUGGAAAACAAGCAAAUUGGACCUCAUACCACUUGUGGGGACGUUCGUAUGUGGGUUGUUACUGGGAGUUGAGGUGGGAUUGGGAUGUGGUGUUGCUAUUGAUGCACUUUUAAUACUAUUUUACCAGUCACGACCCAAAAUAGACAUUAGAUAUAUUAAUGGUGUUCCAAGUUAUUACACAAUUCGACCUCAAGGUGGUCUUUAUUUUGCAAGUGCAGAGUCCGUUCGUAGCAAAUUGGCGUCUCUUUCAUUUAAACAUCCACAACAGAUACCAUUACAAACAGUACUUCCAGUGAAUGCAAUAAACUCACUCAAUUCACUCGACAUAGAUGCCCAUUUCACACCAACUGUGAUAACACAAAUAACACCGCAAGUGGAUAUGCAAAAUGAAACAAAUAUAGUAAAUUACCAAAAUACUGAAUAUUUGCAAACUGGGAGAGAUUUGUUCGAAGCUCUCUCACCCAAAGUAUUAGUGAUAUACUGCGAUGCUCUCAGUAGACUAGAUUAUACGUUUUUACAAAGUUUCAAACAGGUGGUAAGUGAGUGGUCGCAAGAUGGAAUUAUUAUCUGGUGCGAUGUGAAGCCAUCGAUAAGGAAACAGUUGACUACUGUUAUGCAAGAACCAAUAUUUUGUGACAGCAACCAGUUAUCAAGUAUACUGAUAGGUCUCUCAAGGAUCACACACACAUGCAAUAUUGGCGACACUCACUUAUGAUGUCAAUUUAUUCUUGAAGAAGUCAACAAUGUGUUACCAGUGUCAACCUUAAUCUGAAGAUACCUACGCUGUCAGGCUCCAUAUUGUCUAGAGCAUUGUAUCAAGUCUGUCUUACCAACGUUUGAUAAUCUCAUGGAGCGACCUGUUACUGAACGCCACGAAACCACAAGUGAUUGCGUCGUGACUAAACUAGCUUCAUUUCACCUAACGUAGUAUCUCUUAGAAGUCUGUCAUUUCACCUCUCUCUGUUAUAGAAGGCAAUAGAGCGUACCUGAUGUUGUUAUUAAAUUCAAAAAUAUGUCUAGUUAGAAAAAGGAUUUUAAAUCAUUUAUUGAUCCAAAACUCCCACCUAUUCGGAAAUUCACCGAUCAACGCCGCCUAUACUAAGCUUUUCUCCUGCAACACCAGAGGAAUCACAGGAGCGUUGCCGUAUCGUCCUGUAUGCCUAUACUCGUAACAAAACGAGUAUAGAAUCGAAACGAUCUUACGUCAAAAUUUUAAAUUUCGUAUUCUUGUAACAAAAACUGAAGGUUUAGCUCUGAUUGUGAUUAAGUUACGUUCCGAUUUAUUGAAAUCGUAUGAUGCGUAUUCUGGUAAUCAAUUGUUGGGAGAUGAGCAUUAUGCAAAAUUUCGUUGAGUCUACAAUAUAAAACAUGAUUUAAUAUACCAUAUAUAACUCAUUUAAUCAUAAAAUAUUUUAUAUUUGUUAAAACAGUGUUGGUAACUUCGAGCGAGGUUAUCGUUCGAGUGACGUUGACUUGCAACUCCGAUUCAGUUAACGUUCAAGGGUAAUAAUGAUCGGAGAAUACGAAUCUAAAGCGAAACUUGGAUAGGACCAAAACUUAACGUCAAUGAUUUGAUGAAUUACGGGUACAGGCACCCGCACCUAGGAGCACCGCGCACUCGGUGGUCUGUUGACUAGAACUUCUUGAAUGAUGCGCUGAAGAUGCGGCGAACAUUGUACAUUGCGGGUGUUUAAUGAGACUGAGCCGUAACGCUUGGCUAUGAAAAGUUGUAAUAACAUAAUAAUAUAAUAGUUGAAACUUGUAAGUACCUACUACUUUUCAAGAAAAUACUACUUUCAAUUGAUUGAAAUUAACGUUAAUUUAAACAUUUUAGAAAUAUUAUGUUAUUGUGUUAUAUUAUUGAUAUUUUGUACACCAGCUAUGGUUAAAUGGUUAAGCGACGCCGAUCAUCAUCAUCAUCAUCAGCCGGAAGACAAUCAUCACUGCUAGGCGGACGAUCGGUCCUGCGCUAGCCUCAUCCAACGUAUUCCAGUAAUCUUGACCAGAUCGUCGGUCUAUCAAGCCCCCCGGGCUUACCAACACUGCGUCUUCCGGUACGUGGUCGCCGUUCGAGUACUUUUCUGCCCCGCCGGCCACCUGUCCGUCGAACUAUGUGCCCACUGCCACUUUAGUUUCGCAAUCAUUUGGGCUAUGUCAGUGACUUUAGUUCUCUCUCUCCUCAUUUCUGAUUCGAUCUCGCAGGGAAACUCCGAGCUCACCGACAUCGAUACCAUUGUAUAUUCUGUUCAGAGGCGUUCGUCACAAUCGCCGCGCCACGGUCGCCCAUUAAAAUUGAAGCCUCAUGGCGCGUCUUCACAAUCGGCGAUAACGCGCGAGCACGUGUAAUCGCCGAUUUCCUGAUUUUUGCAUUAUUUUCUGUAUCGCUGGGCUUAUUCGCUUAUAGUCACCGAUCAUCGUCUACGAGUAUAAUGGUCAUAGUGAUCGCGGCGAUCGGUGACUUGUAUCGGCCACACGAUCGCCGGUCAUUCAUCCACUGAAGGACACUGGACAGUGAGUGAAGCCCUACGUCUACGUCUACCCCCCUUGGCCUCGUCGUCGCGGACUUGUUUUGUUUUCCUUUUAUUUACAUAGCGCGAGUACGAUACAAUAACUUUUUUUAUGAUAAUAAGGGACCAGACGAGCAGGAUGUUCAGCUGAUGGUAAUUGAUACGCCAUGCCCAUUACAAUGCAGUGCCGCUCAGGAUUAUCUAAAAACCCAAAAAUUCUGAGCAGCACUAGGUACAAUUGCGCUCGUCACCUUGAGACAUAAUAUGUUAAGCCUCAUUUGCCCAGUAAUUUCACUAGCUACGGCGCCCUUCAGACCGAAACACAAUAAUGCUUACACAUUACUGCUUCACGCCAGAAAUAGGCGCCAUUGUGGUACCCAUAAUCUAGCCGGCCUCCUGUGCAAUGGAGCCUCCCACUGGUCUAACUGGAUAAGUACUGGGUGGUCAACUGAGGAAACAUUUAAAUUCAAAGAACUUUAUCAUAACUACCUACCCAGAAAUAUAAAUAUAAAUCCCAAACAUAAAUAUUGUAUACUGAAAUUAGAUGAAUGGUAGCAGCAGCUAUAAACUCCACGUCCAUCUUGAAGGCCUGCCACUCAAUAAGUCAUUACGGACGAUCGUGUAGAUAAAUACACGAUGAUCAAUGAUUAACUUGCCGAUGACAGACGAUCAUCGCCGAUAGUGGAGGCUUUAAAUGUUGUAUUCUAAUGGUUGUCAUCUAAAAAUUUUUAUAGCAAUGCCAUUCUCUAGUUUGUGUAAAUGGUGCCUUACAAUAUAAGCGCUUGAGAGUGAUAAUAUUAAUUAUAUCGAAUACUUUGUAUAUAAUAUUAUAUGUAAUACUACUGUAUAAAAUAUUUACAUAUUAAUACUGUAUAAGUGUAUAUUACAAUAAAUACUGUACAAAAUAUUUUUCAUAAUAAAUUAUUUUCAUAAAUA
Molecule: messenger RNA, 4921 nt
Organism: Leptidea sinapis
Lineage: Eukaryota; Metazoa; Arthropoda; Insecta; Lepidoptera; Pieridae
Product: sodium-independent sulfate anion transporter-like
Exons: 12
Coding region: 253-2193 (646 amino acids)
Biological process (GO): transmembrane transport
Cellular component (GO): membrane
Molecular function (GO): secondary active sulfate transmembrane transporter activity
Source: RefSeq, a predicted model, not a curated record